AUGAAUGCAGCCAGAGUAACCCAACCAAUAGCUAACCAGGAAAAGGGAAGACCACAUGUCAGUUCCUGGGACUCGUUCAAGCUGUAUUGGUCGUUCAAACCUCUCAGCUACUAUGAAAACCAGAUUUUGUCGUUCUUGCCCUUUUAUCCCAAUCCCACCGACAAGAAACGUGCUGAGAUUAUCAACACAGUGAUAGACGACAAAAACAAUUACAUUCACGAAUUAUUGGUAGAAAAUACCGAGAAAAUCGAUGGCAAUGAACCGCUAGACAUCGUUUUAGUACAUGGUUAUGGCGCGGCAUUGGGAUUUUUCUAUGCUAAUUUUGAUGGACUAACAAAACUCCCAGGGACGAGGUUGCACGCAAUUGAUCUCCCCGGCUUUGGUUUAUCAAGUAGGCCACCAUUUCCGGACCUGAAGGGUGAUACUGCGGACGAUGUAAUGAAAAGUGAGGACUUUUUCAUUGAUGCCAUUGAAAAAUGGAGAAUAGCAAAGGGGCUCGGGCAAUUCAUAUUAAUUGGGCAUUCGCUUGGAGGAUACCUGUCUUGCUGUUACUACAUGAAGUAUGGAAAAGGCAUUGUAACCAAGAUGGUUCUAGUAUCGCCAGUCGGUAUUGAACGGUCUGAGCUCUCAUUUUACGUGACAAAGGAGCACGCUCUUACGAUAGACAAGGAGACGGAAUUGGCCAGAAGAGAGGGUAUCGACUUAACAAACGAAUUUACUGAUCAUCAAGUUGACCCAACGCAAGAGGAAGAGCUCGAUGACACCAACGACGUAGUUUCUAUCACAUCCAACUCGGGUGACACAGAUACUUCCAGUUUGAUGACCCAAGUUAGAAGAGCUCCUCAAAUUGGCAAGUUGUUUACGCGCCUCUGGGAAAGAAAUUACUCCCCAUUUCAAAUUUUGAGGCUGUUCGGACCUUUUGCAGGAAAGUUAGUUUCAGGAUGGACGUUCAAUCGAUUUUCUCAUCUACAAGACCCGGAGACUCUCUUCAAGAUAAAUGCAUAUACUACCAAAACAAUGCUUGCGAGUGGUUCCGGAGAAUUUGCUCUCACUAGGUUACUUGCCCCAGGAGCUGUCGCAAAGCUUCCAAUAUCUGAAAGAUUGCCUGAUAAAAUUAAGAUUAGAUCGUUGUGGCUAUACGGUGAUGUUGACUGGAUGAGCAAAGAAGGGGGUUACGAGAUCGUGAAAGAAAUAAAUGAAAAAAACAAGGACGAGCAGAAUGCAAAGGCAAAAUUCAGAAUUGUAAAGAACGCUGGUCAUCACGUCUAUCUGGACAAUGCUGCCGAUUUUGAGUAUCAGGUGCUGAAAUUUAUAAAACAAUAG
Molecule: messenger RNA, 1323 nt
Organism: Ogataea haglerorum
Lineage: Eukaryota; Fungi; Ascomycota; Pichiomycetes; Pichiales; Pichiaceae
Exons: 1
Coding region: 1-1323 (440 amino acids)
Biological process (GO): cardiolipin acyl-chain remodeling
Cellular component (GO): mitochondrial inner membrane
Molecular function (GO): A2-type glycerophospholipase activity
Source: RefSeq, a predicted model, not a curated record